Molecule: messenger RNA, 1011 nt
Organism: Manihot esculenta (cassava)
Lineage: Eukaryota; Viridiplantae; Streptophyta; Magnoliopsida; Malpighiales; Euphorbiaceae
Product: AP-3 complex subunit sigma
Exons: 7
Coding region: 128-628 (166 amino acids)
Biological process (GO): Golgi to vacuole transport; intracellular protein transport
Cellular component (GO): AP-3 adaptor complex; membrane coat; intracellular membrane-bounded organelle
Source: RefSeq, a predicted model, not a curated record
UAUUUUUUCCUUCCUUCCAAAGAUUGAACUAAAUAGUCAAUUUAGCCGAUAUUCUUUGAAAAAACUCAAUUUGAGGAGAGAUCAUAGAUCAAGCUGGUCGCUUGGCGAUUCGGUGAAGGAGGUGAAAAUGAUAAAAGCGGUGAUGGCAAUCAAUACACAAGGCAAACCUCGCCUUACCAAAUUCUAUGAUUUUUUGACUGUUGAGAAGCAACAGGAGCUUAUACGCAGCGUUUUUGGAGUGUUGUGCAGUAGAGCUGAGAAUGUUAGCAAUUUCAUGGAGGCCGAUUCUAUCUUUGGUCCGGAUAGUCGUCUCGUUUACAAACACUAUGCAACUCUUUACUUUGUAUUUGUAUUUGAUACCUCUGAAAAUGAGCUUGCCGUGCUAGAUCUCAUUCAAGUUUUUGUAGAAACAUUGGACAAAUGCUUCAGAAAUGUAUGUGAGCUUGACAUAGUUUACAAUUACAGCAAGUUGCAUACAAUUUUAGAUGAGAUAAUUUUUGGAGGUCAGGUGCUUGAAACAAGUUCUAGUGAAGUAAUGAAGGCUGUUGAAGCAAUAUCAAAGCUAGAAUCAUCCUCAAAUUCCAUCACAUUAGUCCCCAAAACUGUUUCUGGUUGGCGGAACCGGUAGCACAUUGAUGUAGAGAGAUGUUAAACCGAUUGCAGUUGAUCCAUUAACCAUCAAGCACCAUGGCCCUCGGACAUGAAAUGGUUUGUGGUAAGUUCGAUGUGUAUCAAGCAAGCUGCUUCAGUACUCAUGGUUUCUUGUGUUGGUGGAUAUUUCAAGCAAUUGUUUAUGGAGAACUUUCAGAAUAGGCUAGAAGAUUGGAAGUCCUUGAGUGAUAACCAUGCGUAGUUUGAUUGAUCCUGUUGCAGAUGACCUUUGAGAAAAUGAAUUCCUAAAUUGGACUGUCAGGAAUUUUUAAAGAUUGGAAUCAUUCUUUUUGUUAUGCAAUUGUUCGAAUACCCAUGCUUAAGCCUGGAGUGAAACGUAUAUUGUUAACUUUUUGGUUU